Messenger RNA from Saccostrea echinata, 591 nucleotides. Its product is annotated as calmodulin-A-like. The transcript has 5 exons. Gene Ontology annotation, molecular function: calcium ion binding. The record is from RefSeq and is a predicted model, not a curated record. Lineage: Eukaryota; Metazoa; Mollusca; Bivalvia; Ostreida; Ostreidae. The coding region runs from base 1 to 591 and encodes 196 amino acids.
AUGUUGAAAUCGCGCAUUAAGCGACUGAGGGGCAUUAGGAAAACCAUCUAUCCAUCUGUCUUCGACAAUGCAGAAGUGAAAAAAGAAUUAGAUAGAUUACACGAUCAGCAUUUACUGGUCCCCGCUGACAAAAACUCAAAGAGCAAAGAGCUCUCGCAACUGCAGAUAGAAGAAAUUCGUGGGGUCUUUAAUGCCUGUGACCAUGACGGUAAUGGAACAGUAGAUGCCGGGGAACUCCAAAAUGUAAUGCAGGCUUGUGGACAAAACCCAACAACAUCCGAACUACAAGACAUCAUUAAUGACGUCGACAAUGACGGAAAUGGAUCACUGGAAUUUUCCGAGUUUGUAAAUCUGACAAGAGGAAUUUACGAGGAUCCAAAACAGUUUGAAGAAGAAAUUAGAGAGGCUUUUCGAAGAUAUGACAAAGAUGGCAAUGGUGUUAUUAGCCAAUCAGAAUUUAAACUCCUUUUUUCUUCAUUUGGAGAAAAGAUCUCUGAUGAAGAAAUGAAAGAGCUAUUAUCUCGGACAGAAAUAGAUAAGGAAGGAAACAUUAGUUAUGAAGCUUUUGCCAAGCUGCUCCUAGGAAGUUAG